Molecule: messenger RNA, 1830 nt
Organism: Branchiostoma floridae (Florida lancelet)
Lineage: Eukaryota; Metazoa; Chordata; Leptocardii; Amphioxiformes; Branchiostomatidae
Product: cholinesterase 2-like
Exons: 4
Coding region: 38-1756 (572 amino acids)
Biological process (GO): acetylcholine catabolic process; choline metabolic process
Cellular component (GO): plasma membrane
Molecular function (GO): acetylcholinesterase activity
Source: RefSeq, a predicted model, not a curated record
GCAUGAGGUCAUAGACGGGUCACAAACAGCACUAGCGAUGGCGGAUGGUGUUGGCACAACAAUUGUGGUACUCUCGCUUCUGGCGACGGUAUUAUCUGUCUCCAGUUUGGAGCCACUGGUUACUCUACGCACUGGCACCGUCCGCGGCACAGUCGUAGACGUGGCGGGCACUCAGGUGAACGCCUACCUGGGGAUUCCCUACGCCAAGCCGCCUGUGGGGGAGCUGCGCUUCAAGCCGCCGGUCCCGCCAGACUCUUGGGAAGGAGUCUACAACGCGACGGAGCGGCCGACGGACUGUUACCAGAAGCUCGGCCUUUAUAACUCACCGGAUCGCAGCGAGGACUGCCUGUACGUGAACGUGUGGCAGCCCCCGUCUCGGCCGCACUAUGGCGCUGUUAUGGUGUGGAUCCAUGGCGGCGGGUUCAUCGAAGGGUCAGGUACCGGCGGAGACGGCCGCGGAAGCGGGCAAUUCCUGGCCGCCACCGAGCACGUUCUGGUCGUGAGCAUGAACUACCGACUGGGGGCCCUGGGGUUCCUGGCACUCGGGACGGACGAUGCCCCGGGGAACAUGGGACUGUUGGACCAGAAGCUGGCCUUACAGUGGGUACAGGACAACAUAGAGAGGUUCGGAGGGAACCCGGACAGGGUGACUGUUUUCGGCAAUAGUGCAGGAGGCGCCAGUGCACACUUCCAUCUCCUGUCCCCCUCCAGCAGUGGUCUGUUCCGACGAGCCAUCCUGCAGAGCGGAGCGGCCCUCUCCAACUGGGCUCUGACACCGAGGGACGUCGCCAUGACCCGAGGGCGCGCCCUCGCCUCCACCCUGGGCUGUCGGCAGCCCGAGGUCCGGGACAUGGUGGCGUGUUUGCGCACUUUGUCUGCGGAGGACAUUGUGGACAACCAGCUUGAAGGGUUUCUGGAGUUCGGUUUCACCCCGGUGGUUGAUGGGAACUUUCUGCCCUCUGACCCGUCUGAACUGGCCAAUAGAAACCGUUCUAAUGUUGACGUCAUGGCUGGUUUCACAACAAAUGAAGGAUCCAUUUUUGUAGCGCGAGAAACGUCUCUGGGGUUCAACCCUUCAACUGACAGUUUCAUCAACAAAACCCAGUACAUCAACACUAUCCAAGCGUUCCUGCCGUCCCUGAAUGAUUUCGGAGUUGACGCCGUGACGUUUGAGUACACGGACUGGAGAGGCCUGGAGAACCCCGCAGUGUACCGGGACGCCGCGGAGAACAUGGUCGGGGAUUACUCCUUCAAGUGCCCGGUGAUAGAAGCCAGCCUUGCACGUGCUCGUGUCGGCGGGAAGGUGUACAUGUACCAGUUUAACCACGUCUUAUCGAAUCUGCCCCCACCUUUAUGGAGUGGACCCUUCCACACCUCUGAAAUUGCCAUGGUCUUCGGUUUGCCACUUGAUCCCUCUCAGAGUUAUACCCCUGACGAAGACAGGCUUUCCAGAAAAAUGAUGGGACACUGGUCCAACUUUGCGAAGACAGGGGACCCCAACGACUCUGGAAGCGAAAGGUGGCCAGCCUACAACCAGACUGACCAGUCCUACAUUGUGCUGGACACACAGACGGUCCGAGUUGCGCAGUGGCCCCGGGCCAGGCCGUGUGCCUUCUGGCGAGAGUACCUCUGGCAACUGCAGGAACAGACAGACAACCUUCCGUGCCAACAGCUAACAGGAGGGCAGAAGCUGACAGCUCGCCUGCCCAGCCUAACGUACAUAUGCCUGGGGAUUCUGCUGACUAUGUGUUUCUAGCAUUACUGACUGGAACUUGAAUAAGUGUGGCAAUAAAAAUUAUUGCCAUGGCGACGGUUUUAUUGCUUAUGAGU